UGUCAGAAAUUUGUUAGUCGAAGCGUCAAAAAAGCCGCCAUUUCUUGGUUAUCAAUUCGAUCAUUUCUAAUAAUUCUUCCAGCAAGUUAAUUAUACGCUAUAAAUAAUCAAUCUAAUAUAUAAUUUAAUGGCGAAAGUACUUUAUUACUAAGUAUAGCUACUGUCAGCUCCUCCGGGGGUAAUAUUCACACUACGAUAAGAAUUUUACCUCGCAGUAGGUACGCAACAGAAUGGGGCUUGCAAAUUACCACCUGCUACUCUUUGGCCAAGUCAUCUCAUACUUCCUCGCAUCAAAACUAAUAUUUGACAAAGUUAACGAAACCAUAAACAUUGUUAUCGAUGAAUACUUCCAUAUACCGCAAGGAAUAGCGUAUUGUAAUGGAAACUAUUCCUACUGGGAUCCGAAGAUAACGACUCUGCCAGGCUUGUAUCUCGUAUCAUCGGUUGUUGGCACAUACUUCAAAUGCAAUACGUACAAUUUACGGUUCGUCAAUCUGAUAGCGUCAUGUGUGAACUUAGUACUAUUUUCCAGCAUCUUACGGUUUGUCUACUUCAGUGAUAGAAAUCAUAUGAAAAUUAUUUUGCAAGCGGUUAGCCUGACUAUACUGCCUCCAUUAUAUUUCUUUUCACAUGUCUAUUACACCGAUGUCCUCUCCGUAACUUUCCUGUUGCUGUUUUCAAGAUUAUGUUUGACAAACCGAUACAUUUUCAUGAUUUUGAUCAGCGGUGUGUCUUCCAUAAUGAUGAGACAGACAAAUGUUGUAUGGAUUGCUAUGGUGUUUGGUCAUAAGUUGCUGGAUUUAUUAAUUAAGAGUUCCAGAGUGUUUGGUAACCAGUAUAUUAACGAUGUGAGGUUGAGUAAGCGUUCGCUCAUAGCCAAAGACGUGGAUAAGUCUAAAUUGAAACGGUAUUACGGAUUAAAAGAUGUGUACUUUGCAGCAAAAUAUCAUUUGUCAACUGGUUUGACAACAUUCUUCAAGUUCUUAACGUUCCAUGAUGCUACCAUAUUGUUCACUCAUUUGAUGAUACUCAGCGGUUUUGUGGCUUUUGUUUAUUACAACGGUUCCAUUGUUGUUGGAGACAAAACUGCUCAUGAAGCGACUCUCCAUUUACCCCAAUUGCUGUACUUUUUGCUAUUUUAUGGAGUCUUUGGUUUACCUUACGUUGUGAAUCGGUUGAAAUCUACACUAAAAUUGAUGUAUAGGCAGAAAAUUUUAGUUUUACUGUCGAUUUUGGUCUUUAUAUUAACAGUGCAUUUCAAUACCUUAGUCCAUCCGUACUUGGUAGCAGACAACAGACAUUUCACAUUCUAUGUCUGGAACCGAUGGUUUGGUAAAUAUGAGAAUGCCAUUUAUUUGACCGUACCAGUAUAUGUUUUUCUUCUAUUCAGCAUUUAUGAUAAUUUGAGAGAACAGAAUUGUAUUUCGUUUUUGCUACCGUACACAAUCUGUUUGGUUCUUAGUUUAGCGUUGCAGAAGUUGAUAGAAAUCAGAUAUUUUUUGGUACCGUACAUCGUUUUAAGGUUAAGGUUCGCCAGACCGUCUCAUAUGGUAAUUCUGUCAGAAUUCCUAUGGUAUAUUUUGAUAAAUGCGGCCGCUUUCCACGUUUUUUUCAAUAAAGAAGUCAUGUGGAAGGAUUUCGAUUAUGUUCAGAGGAUAAUUUGGUAGUAUUAAGUAUUAAAAAAUGCGAAUAGUCAUAGAAAUGUUCUUGGAGUUAUUUUUCUAGUCCAGAGGAACCAGUCUUUUGCAUGAGUGGAAUUGCGUUUAAAAAUAAUAUAAUUGUCAUAAGGCCCGGAUUAUAUGCAACGUGAAAGUGCCAAAAUUUGCACCAGAAAGCCGAAAAAUGGUAUUAUAUGUGCAUCAAAAAGCCUGAAAUAUAAAUACCCGAAGUGUGUUUGAUUCAGAACAAAGAUUUCCGAGAUCAAAACUGAAGUCUUUGGCACAACUGAAGAAACGUGUUGAAUUCGUUUCAAAUUCAUAUUUUAGGUAAAAUAUUGCCCAACUUGCGACAUAAAUAACAGUCAUUAAGGACAUUAAGUAUACGAUUUUCGUUUAGCUUUUUCAAAAUACCAAUACUAGCCGGACGUCCACCGCCAGCUAAACUAGGUUAGGUUUUUUAGCUCGCAUGGUUGAGCUAGUUUUUCAUACAUGUGCAAACUAUGCUAGCUACGCUGCCAUAAUACUAUUAUACUUCGAAUUUCCUUGUGCGGACAAUUAUGCAGUGGAACUCUAUGCCAGAGUCUGUGUUUCCUGAAGGGUAAAACCUGGGUGCUUCAAGUCACGAAUGAACAGGGUGCUUAUAGACAGGCGUGCUCCAUCGUAGGCCGUAUUAUUGUGCACCAUCAGGCCAGAUAGUGGCCAUAUAAGAUACCAAGAAAAGAAAAAAAGUGGCUCAAUUAUGCGAGCUAAACAGACUUAAAUAUUACCUAGCAGUGAAUGUUUAGCUGUCUGCUUUAUCAUUCAAAAAGAUCCAAAAUAAAUAUAAAUACUAAUUAUACGCAUCUAAUCCGGACUUUAGUUAUAAAUGGUGACCAAACGGUCCUUAAAUCUAGACUAAGAAUUAGUUUUAUGAUUGUCAGAAUAAUUCGUAAUAGUAAUUAUAUAUUGAAAAAUGGCUCAAAAAGGCACCAAGCUACAAUGCCGUUAGUAUUUCGAAGAUAUUGUGAUUUUUCGCUGUUUGGAAAAUCCUGGUCGCUUUACGGUUUUAGGCACGCUACAAGAAUGCCUUUAAUGUUAAAGUGAUUGUAUUUUUGUAAGGCCCCAGCCGCACUACGUUGUUUUCGGUAACCGAAAACGGAGACAUCGCCACGGUUUCCACCUACGAUAUUUUCAACCUUAAGUCCUACCGCUAAAAUUAAAUUUUGUGACCCCAACAAUUUUGUAACAUUUCAAUCGUGAUUACUCGCUAGUCCUAUAAUUUAUAUCCGAUUCGGUUUCACAGAAUUAUGCGAUUAAAAACCGCUGGGGAUUUGCUGUAGUACGGCUGGGGC
Molecule: messenger RNA, 2989 nt
Organism: Spodoptera litura
Lineage: Eukaryota; Metazoa; Arthropoda; Insecta; Lepidoptera; Noctuidae
Product: dol-P-Glc:Glc(2)Man(9)GlcNAc(2)-PP-Dol alpha-1,2-glucosyltransferase
Biological process (GO): dolichol-linked oligosaccharide biosynthetic process; protein N-linked glycosylation
Cellular component (GO): endoplasmic reticulum
Molecular function (GO): dolichyl pyrophosphate Glc2Man9GlcNAc2 alpha-1,2-glucosyltransferase activity
Source: RefSeq, a predicted model, not a curated record